Molecule: messenger RNA, 5373 nt
Organism: Motacilla alba alba
Lineage: Eukaryota; Metazoa; Chordata; Aves; Passeriformes; Motacillidae
Gene: RALB
Product: RAS like proto-oncogene B
Exons: 5
Coding region: 208-1041 (277 amino acids)
Biological process (GO): Ras protein signal transduction
Cellular component (GO): plasma membrane
Molecular function (GO): GDP binding; GTP binding; GTPase activity
Source: RefSeq, a predicted model, not a curated record
GAUUCGGCCGCUCCUGCGGCUCCCGGUGGCGCCGGGCUGAGGCGGAGCCGGGGUCCGCCGUGGCUCCGGUCUGCGAGUGGGACGUGGGGGAGGGAAAGGGCGAGGAGGAGCUGGCCUUGAGCGUUAGUGCAGCCUGCCCUGCCUUCCCUUGGUGCCGUCGGAUAAGUGAUAACGUUUCGUCUGCGGGAGAUAAACAGAGGGUUUGGGAUGCUGGUGGUCUCAGCUGAGCCAGAAGUUCCUGGGGAGUGUUGUUUUAUCUGGGUAUGUUCUCUCUCUGCCCGUCUUUAUCCUCCCUGCAGCCGUACCGGUGUAGAUCUUGUAGGAAGAGAAGGGUGGUGCCUGAGUGUGACCUUACCUGGAGAAGGGCAGGGAGGCAGAUCUGAUUGGUUGCCUGGCACUUCGUCAGUGGCAAGCAGGACAAUGGCUGCCAGCAAGAGCAAGAACCAGAGUUCCUUGGCCCUCCAUAAAGUAAUUAUGGUUGGCAGUGGAGGUGUGGGUAAAUCUGCCCUCACACUUCAGUUUAUGUAUGAUGAGUUUGUAGAAGACUAUGAACCUACCAAGGCUGACAGCUACAGAAAGAAAGUAGUUCUGGAUGGUGAAGAAGUUCAGAUAGACAUUCUGGACACAGCAGGACAGGAGGAUUAUGCAGCUAUCAGAGAUAACUAUUUCCGCAGUGGGGAAGGGUUUCUUCUUGUCUUUUCAAUAACAGAGCACGAGUCCUUCACAGCAACAGCAGAGUUUCGGGAACAGAUCCUGCGUGUGAAGGCUGAAGAGGAUAAAAUCCCUUUGCUGGUAGUGGGAAACAAAUCUGACCUGGAGGAGCGCAGACAAGUGCCUGUAGAAGAGGCUCGAAGUAAGGCAGAAGAAUGGGGGGUGCAGUAUGUAGAAACCUCUGCCAAAACUCGAGCUAAUGUAGAUAAGGUAUUCUUUGAUUUAAUGAGAGAAAUAAGAGCAAAGAAAAUGUCAGAAAACAAAGACAAGAAUGGCAAGAAAAGUGGCAAGAACAAGAAAAGCUUUAAAGAAAGAUGUUGCUUACUGUGAUGCUUUGGAACUGUAAAUAUCCAUCUACAGGUGGCACGGAUAAAAUACCACUAAGGAUAUAGGGCUGGAUUCAUGAAAGGAAGUCUGUAUUGACUCCCUUAUCUUUUGCUUUGCAUAUCACACCUUCAAAAUGUGAAAACAACUUUGCAACCAUUUCCAGUAUCCAACAAAACCUUUGCCUCCUUAAACUGAAAUGGGCUCCAUCUUCCAACUCUCCAAACCAGAAAUAGUUUCAGAACUACAAUCCUUCUGCUUGGUUACGCAAUGUACUUUUGUAUUAACUUCCUUCUAAUGUUUCCGUGUGUUUCUCUUGAACCUCUAUUGGCCUUAAUCAGCACAGCUGUUCAGGUUCAAACACUUUUUCCUGCUGUUGCUGCCCUCCUUGAUGGUGCAAACUGCAGAAAGGCUAGAUGACACCUAGUAAAGGGUUUGAGUCUCCAUCUUCUCUUAGUUGUCACUGAUAUUUCUUACACUGAAAGCUGCUGACUUCCUCCCCACGCUCCAUGUAAGAAAUAGCAACUGACAGUUGAGAGUCAACUCAAAACAAACUUUCUUCUGCGUUCUGUUUAGUCAAUACAGCAUUCAUGAAUCAAGCCUAUGGACUCAAUUCAGACUUAUUUAGGAAAUGCAAAAAUUGAUAUUUAAAUACAGGCUAGAUGCAUUCCCUGCUGGGAUCUGUCUUCUCAUCCUUAAAUUAGUGGUAUGGGGUGAGAAAAUGACUGUAAGCCUUUCUUCAAAAGGAAUAGUAUUAUCACCAUCUCCCUGAAAUGCUGUCCUGGGUUUCUUCCAUGUAUUGUCUUGACUCAAUUACACUCUACAUCUGUCAUCCUUCCCUUCCCUUGUACUGGAAUAGUGGAAAUAGGUGUUGAUUUAAUCAGUUAUGUUUAUAUUGGAACACUUGUGAUGAUAAUGUUGGAAAGUGAAAACAUCUGCAUCUGUCUCCUGUCUUGCUGUAGAUGAAAAUGCUGAAUAAGGGUGGGUUCCACCACACAAUCAUGACCUGGAAUAGGUGAGGCAUAUAUGUUACCUCUCAAUGAUUAGCUGGCUAGUGAGCUGUAUGGUGUCAAAAAGCAAAUGAAGUUAAGCAGUUGCCACAUCUAUUACUCACUGUUAAUUUUAUAUGUACUGUUUCUGAUGCACAGCAACCUAGCACAUGAUGAGUUUUCCUGUCAGUUAUGCAGUGGUGGUCGUGCCUGUUCAACAAAAACAGUCUAGAAGUGGAAAAGUCAGUACUUAGCAGGUUCUGUUGUCAGCUGAAUGAAAUGAACUUUCUGAUGCAGUUUAAAUGAAGUGCAGUUGCCAAAAAUCACUUCUGUCACUGUGGAAAAGAACUCUCUUCUGGUUGUGGAGUUUCUCAAUGAAUUGUGGCUAUCUUCUGCCUCCAUGGAGUAGAGAAACUUGAAAAGUAACUGUAUCUUGCUGGUAACUGGAUGCUUAAAACACAGUUGCUUGGUGAAAGGUUGUUCAAUGAAGCUCACUGCAGCACUAAACUAACUAAUGGUGUUUCUUCCUGAGAUGGAGUAGGGAAUACUGUUCAGUACUUAGUGUUGUAAUUUGAGGUUGAAAAGUAUUUUUCCACGUGUACUAGAUUGCUUUUGUGCAUUCUGUCUCUGAACAUUGAAAAAAGUAAGAUGUGACCUAUAUCGGAACCUCUGUUGACCUGAGGUUUCACAGGGACUUGUCACAAACUCAUGGUCUUCCAUAACUAGUUCAUCUUGUCAGGCAACUCAUUGGAUUGGGGAAACUGUACUAAAUAAAAGGUGCUGUAAUCUUCAUUCUUGUCAAAUUAAAUUCCUUCUUUGUUAUUCUUAUCUUGUAUGGGCAGAAAGAAAGUUUAACCAGCUCUGGAAAUGCUUCUCUGUGAACAGUAUAAUUAAUUGUGAAGUUGGCUUUGUAAUGCCCGAUAGUGUUUUGAAGCAGAAGCUGGAAGCCCGCUGGCUUACGGAACUUGUCACUUGAGCUGUGUCACCUGUGUCUAAAGCCUAAGCACUGAAUAGGACACUAGGAGCUGUAACACAUCUAACAAAGUUUCCUAUCGAACUUCCAUGGAUAAAAGUCCAUUUCUGACUGUAUAUUGUGCAUACAGCAAAUUAAUAUCCUCUUCUGGAGGAAGGCAACUCAGUUAGGUUUGGUUUUAGUUGAGACUUAAAGGUUAAGUCCUUAAUUAACCUAAAGGAUAAACAACAGUUCAGUUCACAUUACAAGAUUAUCUAGGUCAAGCCCCUCCGAGGCAGGUUGUAAAAUGUGUAUAACAAAAUUGAAUAAACUGUCCUUGCUGUGUGAAUAAUGAAUUCAGCAAAGCUCACAAUGACCAGCUCAGCUAUGUUGGCUCAAGAGACUUGCAUGCCUUGACCUUUGAUCUCUACAAUCUUAAAGUACCUGACAGUAUUUGAUGGGACAGAUGAAUUUCUUCUCAGAACAGCGAGUCUCUCACUGGUGUUCUUACAGUCCAUGUGCUGUUUUCACUCAGGUUAUUUUUUUUCUCCAACUGAUAAAGCUGUGCCACUGAGGUGGACUUACUUGGAAGAAGGUGCUUGCUGUUUCAUGGCUUCAUGCUGCAUCUCUUCAGUGUUCUGUUCUUGUCACCUGCUCCAGAAAGACUAGGCCUGGAGACUAAAUAAAGCAGCUUUUCAGUUUUCGUCUUCUGUACUUGUGACAGACUCAGUUUAACUUGCCAGUUACAGCUGAAAACACAAUAAACAAAUCAGCUACCUUGCCUACUUUGGAACAGUGGGCAGCAAGCUUUCUGACUUAUACCAGAAAGGCAGUAAAACUGGUCCCCUGGACUGAAAUCUUGCUGUCUCCACCUCAUGGUGGAAGUACCUGAACAUAUGCCCUUCUGAAUAGGGGCAAUAUGAUUUGGGGGUUCUUGAAUGGCUUCCAGGUGUGCUUCACUGGACGUCAAUGGAUAUCACCAUCAGGUGGGUUGAGUGGAGUGAAUAUAACAUGGCACAGCAUCCUGUGAGCAGUGUGAAUGGAGCUUUGAGUAACUGGGGGUCAGGAACGUCAAAUAAGGGAUGACUUUGGCAGCAGGGGCUUGGUGGCUGCCUGCUGGCCCUGCUGUGUAGCUGAGGAGACUGAAGGCUGAAUUGAAGCUGAUGUAUUCUAUCAGCCUUUGCAUGUUGGGUAAUUAAAAACCACGGCUUCUCUUUGCUGCUAUAAUGUGCUCUUAAAUCAUUCUGGAGCAUGGCUGUAGGCAGGUAACUGGAUAUUUGCAGCUGGAGGUCAUGCAAGACUUGACUAUGCACUUGCACUUAAGCAUUCAAGUAUUAUUCUUGCGCAAUGGCUCAACAUGAAGUCAGGGAACUGUUUACUGCUACGUGCAAUCUUCCAUAUGUGGCUUAGCUUCAACUGCUCCACUUUUCCUUCUGGUUUGAGCAGAGCAAACAAGCCCCUGUUAUAACAAGGGCUAAGUCAUUAUAUGAAAAAAAAGCAGGACUCCAGGACUGCAAAGGCAGACUUGACUCUUGUAGAGGAGCAUGUCUCCAGGUAAGAGUACAGAUGCAGCAUGAAGUGUGUUUUCAAUGACUUGUGCCAUACGUGUUCUUACACAGACUGAUAUACCUCUACUGCACUUUCUAGGGGAACACUUGGCUUGAUGAGGAGAAAGAUAUAUGCAUACAUUUACUGGGCAUUAAAAUUCAGUAAGAUCUUGAUAACCAUCUGAAGUUCCAGUUGAGUCCUAUCUGGCUUAAGUAUAAUGCUCAAGAAUACUUCAGGUCCAAGGUACAAAACUACAAUCUGGAAUGCAGUAAGAGGUAUGUAGGGGGGAUAUGCAUCUAACUCAAUUCUCACCCAGAUCUUUUUUUAAAGCUUUUCAAAGCAUUAACCCAGUUCUUAGGCCUGACAGGUCUAUCAAUUCUUGCUCAAAAAGAGGAUACUGUUAUCAGUUCAGCUCAGAGCUUAUGUAGACAGAAGCUUUCCUUAAUUGCUAUAAGCAUAUGUUGCAGUGUUCACCUCCUGUUGACUUUAUAGUUGGGAGAAGGAGGGAAGAGGAACAAAUAAAAAAGCUAUGACUUUCACUGUAAUCUCCACACUUCAUGGAAAUGGCAGGUGUUCCUCUUGGGAGGGGAAGGUGUUAUCUCUAACACCAAGUGAGAAGUUUAGUGUAGAGGAAGUGAUUGUGAUUGCAAGACUUAAUGAAACUGCCUCUAAACUAUGUAUGCUAUACUAUACAAUGUAAAUUCUUUUUUUCCUUACGUAGCUUCAGAGCUUUGUCUCUAACUUGCACAAACAUUUUUAAUGUCUGUAAAACUGGUCACUUCUCAUUAUCAUGCUAAUACAACUGAUUUGUAUUACUAUUGAUAAUAAAAAGAAAAAAUGAGCUUCAUA